AUGGCGGGAUGGGCGGCGAUCAGAUGGACGCCCCGCCCCUACGCCGCGUUAACGCUCCCCGUUCUCUCGCGUUUGCAUCACCGUGGAAACCUUGGGCUUCCUCUGCUGAGGGGCGAUAGAAAUCGCUCGUGCAGGCCGAUGUCGUCGUCGUCGUCGUCGUUAUCUCCCUCUGCUUCUGCGGAGGUCGGUGGCUCCACCGCCGCCGGUGGUGGUGCGGGGAAGGUCACGGCUCCGUACGGUUCGUGGAAGUCGCCCAUCACCUCCGAUGUCGUCGCAGGCGCGGAGAAGCGCCUCGGAGGAAUUGGGGUCGCCGGGGACGGGCGGCUUGUGUGGAUAGAGUCCCGCCCUGAAGAAGCAGGGUGAGUGAUCUCCAUCUCUGUCCUCGCGCUGAAUGAAAACCCUCCCUAGAAUCUUUUUCUUUUCUCUUUUGGGCAAUGGAAUGAGUUGGGGGAUUGUUCCUCAUGCUGAAGGUGUCCGGAUGCUGAACAUCUUGAGGUUACAGGAAAUUGAUAUGUUUACAGCACUCAGCGAGAGCCUUCUUUUGGGGAUCUGAAAAAAAAUCGUUGAUGUGACGCCAGCUAACUCAUGCCAAGAACAGUAAACUACUGGCCAAAUCUUGUAGUCUCUACCUAAAGCUUGUCUAAGAAUCAAGAUAGCCACAAUUAGAAAGUGUUAACGUGGAUGGAAUCUUAAUAAGAGCCUUCUCAAGGCCUUUACUCCAACCCAUCAUGAGAAACCUUAAACGGUGCGCCUGACCUAGAUGAGAAUUACAUAAAAGACUUCAGUGAAAUUUUAUUCGGCGUAAAAUUCUAAUGAAAAAAAUAUAUAUAACCUGCACAAAUAUCUCAUUAAAUAAAAAAAAUAAGGAAAAACUAACUACUGUGUUCCUCCAUAGGAAAUAUGUUAUAAUUCCGACUGAAAUCAGCACAGCGGAUCCAAUCUUAAAGGGUGUAAAUUCCAUCAAUUAGAGAGCAUUAGAUGAUAGUUCAACUUCCAGUUAAUCACUAAAAGUAAAAUCUCCAAGGUUUGUUUCUGUCAGACGCAGAUAAUGUUCAAGCAACUAAAACUAAUAAAGGACCCAGAUAAUGUUCAAGCAACUGAAACUAAUAAAGGACCUUAGACCAGAGCAGUUACUUGGCAGGCUUCUUAUUCUGUGGUAUAGGAUUAUUCCGUACCAAUGUUAAAUCAAUGUGGAUUACCAUAUCGCAUUAAGAUUGAGGAUACUCAUUAAAAAAAUUGAAAGAAACUGGAAACAUAAUCCUUUUUUUGCUUUUUAAAGAAAGCAAACUUACUAAUGUACGUUGUCUUAGUCUAGUAUAUUGACAUGCACCAAAGAUCUAGUAUGUACAAAUAAUUUACCACGCAUGGGAAAUCACCCCACUCCUUUGAUGGUACUGGCCCAUCAUUUUCUAUAUGUUUUUCAUUCUUGUUCUCUAGUUUUAUCAUUCUGGUUUCUUUUUUUCCUUGUGGAGGUUCAGCGGGAAUGGGGGCAGCAUGGGGAAGUUAACACAUGCUCCUCUCUUCUCCUUUGUUUUCUGGAUUUCCUCUUUCAGUUCUUAUUCCUACCAAAUAGAGGAGUCUACCAAAUUGGUCACUUAAAUUGUUCAUCAUUGGAAGCACGAUAUUAAGUUUGAAGUGGAGGGAGGCUUCCCUGGGAGGCAAUGCUAUUUUAAUGUCUUCAAGCCUUGAACAUGGAACUAAAUAAAUCUGUACUGAAUUGUGAAUAUUUUGAGUCAGGUAGCCAGAAUAGGGUACCUGUGCCGCUUCCUUCUUGAAAUUAAAUUCGUCCCUACUGAACCCUAGCUUGUGCAGAUCCAGAUAUCCGGACUCUGUCAAAUGUUCCAAUGCAUGACUAAUCCUCUGAUUUCAAACCGAUAACGGGAUGGAGAGUGAUAGAUUGGUUCGCUUUCUAGUCUUCUGCGAUCUGACUAAACUUUUGUUCUCUUUUCAUCUGGACCUUGGGAUGCGUAAAUUUAUGUAGAUGUUGACUGCAGAUAAGUUAUGUAAUCCUUGUUGUUAUCCUUUCCUGACAUUUCUUCUAGACCAAAUUCAUCUGUCAGGAACCAAUUCCCAGAGGAUUAUUUUACGUCCAUAUGCUCAACUAGGAGCCUAUGAAAUGGUUCCAUUACUAACAUGAACUUGAGGCAAUGAUUUAAAAGAUAACGUGGAGAUUUGAAGGUGUUUCUGGAAUCUUUUUUUUUUUUUUUUCUACGACCAAGGAAAAGUAUCCGAACGGUAUAUUAACGAAUUCGCAAAGAUGCCCACUGGUGUCUGUUCAGCUAGUUUACUUUAAACCACUAUAUUAGGAAGCCCUCUGCUUUUUUGAAUAAGAGACAAAGAGGAAGCAUUAGAAUUUUACAGGUAUCUAAACUACAUCACAAAGAUUAUUACUGUAAGUUCGUGUAAUAUUACAAUAUUUCCAUUUUAUCUGGAAGCCGUUGCGAUAGAGAAAAAACCCUUUGCCAGACUUCUCCUUCGCAAUCUAGAAUGUGAUAGCUGUGGCCUUAGUACGAAUGUGUCCUGGAGACCGAUGUCUUUUGGUCAUCUUUGAACCCAUCUAUAAUUAAGUUAAAAACUUUUCCCAUUUUCUAGAUGGCUGACUAAAAACUAGGAAAAAUUCCUGUCACCCCUAAGAAUGUCAAUUCUGUGCCAGUGGUUGUCAUUGUUCAUCUUAUUCAUAUAUGAUGCUGUGUUCUUCUCUAUAAUACUCUGACUGCAGUACACUUGCUCAAUUCAAUAACCACUAUUGAAUUCUUAUAAUGCAUGAACUACAUUUGGUUGAACGCAUAUUUUCGUGAGUUGGAAGUCUUGAUAAUCAUGCAGGUUCGUUUAUUUUCAUCAUACUGAUUUUGAUGGUCCAGUAAACUUUAGAUAGGUCCAGGUUUUGAAUGAUGUAAUAUCUGUGACAAAUAAAAGUUGCCAAUACAUUCUAGACAGUGUCAUAUUUUAAGUGAAUGAGGCCUUGCUGAGCUAUCUCUUCAAUGGCUAGUAGAUCUAGUUUUUUAUAUUUUUUGCCCUAAGAUGAGGCCAUUAUGAAAUGACUAUGACUUUUGCGUAGGUUUUUCUCCUGUUGUACAAAACGUAUGGCUAAGAAUCGGAAUCUUUUAAAUUUUUUUUAGGAUUAUUUCUGAAUAACAAUCAAAAUGAAGGCUGUACUGGGUCAAAUAGGCUUUAUAAUUUUGAGGAAUUACACCAAAACAAUAGUGGUGAUCAUAGUUAGGUGUCCAUGGGAAUGAUCUUGAAGGAGAACAAUUGAUGAAAUUCAAUGAAGAGGCUUUUUGUUCAGUUUAUUCUAUGUCCACUAACGAAGCCAUUACUUUGUGAAAUAGGAUUCUUACUCUUGUCUUUCGGGUAUGUAUUACAUCUCCUGCCACCUUUUCAUUCUCUUCUUUCCUGUUGGGCACUUUUUGUGCAUACCACGUUAGGACAUUUGAAGUUUUUGACUCUGAAAUUUUUUGUUCAGACGUAUGGUCCUUGUUAAGGAACCUGUGGAGCCAGAGAAUAAGCCUAUAGAUAUCAUUCCUCAAGAGUUUGCAGCAAGGACGUUGGCUCAGGAAUAUGGAGGGGGUGCCUUUGCAGUAUCCGAGAACAUGGUCUUUUUUUCAAACUAUAAAGAUCAAAGGUUGUACAGACAGAUCAUCGGAGGUAAUUCGUAACAUAGAUUGUGCUUGAAGAUGUCUUAAUUCUUGGUUUAGUAGCUUUCAGGUAAGAUUUUGCCAUUAUGUAUGGUACAGGACUGACAUUGUAUAAUGUUUCAGAUCUCCUCUUGUUAAGUAAGUUCUACACUUAGCUGGACGAAGAGCGUGCACUUAGAUUCUGGAGGGAGAGAUCCCUUAGAUGCUUGAAAGCUCUGGCAUAAAAGCUAUGAUGAACUGGGAGCAGAGGCCAGGAUAUAGGGGGCAAAGUUGAAGCGUCUUCUAGCCAUAAACUUUGCCUUUUUUAAGGGACUCAGGACCCGUAUCCUUCAAAGAGAUGAAGAGUCCCAAACGUCAUUGGAAGGGACAAAUAUAAGUAGAUAAAUACGGGAAGACGCAGAGGAGUCAAGGUUUUAGAAAGGUUCAGGAAAGCUAAACACCCUAAAAAUACUAAUGAUGACGAUCUUGAAUGCGAUUGGUGUCCUAAAAUUGGAGAUGACGGAUUUUUUAUGAAGGAUAAGAAAGUUAGGAAAUUGACAAACUAUUUCUUUAAACAGUCCCUAAGCAGUAUGUCAUUGUUUUGGAUGAUGCUGAUGACUUGUAGGGAGCCACAAUGACGAGGGAAGGCAGAAAAGCAUAGGGAAGAUGGUGUAGGGACUGUGUGCAUCAUGAUUGGUCUACUGUUUAAAUCAAGUUCUAGAAGUGAGGAAAAAAGCAGUCAGUUCAUUAGAGUGCCAAUCAUUGACUAAACAUGGAAGGCAGCAUUCAACACACGAUAUCAUUCUAUCCUUCAAGCUAUGUUUUAUAUAGAAAGCAUUGAGGCACAAUGAUAAUUCAUAGGUGGAUGGAUAUUAAAUACAAGAAUAGCUCAUAUAUCCUGAAACUUUAUUCAUGAUAUGGUAGGGGUGACAACAAUAUGCAAUACUAUGGAACCACAUUAAGAUGUUUUGGAAAUUUUAAAGAGGACUGAGAUGGGCAUCUUAAGAGGUAUGGUUGCCAUUUUAUGGUUCUACAGGGAUAUGAGGAAAACCAUAUUGAACACUGGAUGAGAUUUUUACCGGAAUGAAAUUCAGAAAAUUGAAUAUUCAUGCAGAAUAAAAUGAGAUGGCAGAAUACUAUCUCCAUCAUAAGGUGCUGUUCCUUAGUUGCAUCAAUUUAAACAGAGACUGCAAUCUUCUGUCAUACAUCUUUAACCAAAUCGACAAGGCAAUCUCCCUGAAUUGAGAGGCAUGCAGAGAUUCAUUUUUAUAUCGAGAUGCAUACAGCAUUUGGCGAAAAAUAGUUGAACAUAAGAAAUCCGAAUGCAGGUGAUGAGUUUCUUAUGUUCAAAAAUGUUAAAACAACUGUUGAAAUAUCUGUCACGUGCAGUUGACACAGAUUCAUAAUGGGACAACCGAUUUUAGGUUUUUUUCAAGUAUCCUCAUUGGUGUUCAGCGUCUAGUCUUGGAGUGUCUCUCGUUAUCUUAGAACAAUAGGCCUGUGAAAGCUGACUUUCCUUAAAAUCUUCAAGACCCCUUAUAACUUAAACCGUAAUUUUCUGUUGCUUUAAAAGAUAAUUGUAUUAUUUUCAUCUUUUUCUAAUCAACACAAUCAAUCUGACACUUUUAUCAAGCUUUCAACAUGUUGCCCAAUUAUUUAUGGUAUAAUUCUUUAUGUGGAAGAUGCGUACUUAGAAUCAUCUACUUUUAACCUGGGUGAGUUAACAUCGGUUUGAACUGCCUCUGUUCAUCAGAGAAAUUUCCAGUGCCGAUCACUCCUGAUUAUGGUGGACCUGUUGUCCGCUAUGCCGAUGGAAUGGUUGACCCCCAUUUUAAGCGUUAUGUCACUGUAAUGGAAGGUCAGGAACAUGAAAUCUAUCACAUUUCUUGAUAUAUUUUGUUUUUAUUCAAUUUAAAUUAAUUUCAUCCGUCUUUCAUAUGCCAGAUCAUCGCCAAAGUAGCACAAAUGCAACAACAUCAAUAGUCUCUAUAGAUUUCAGGAAUGAAAACAUUCUAGGUGAGUACAAAUAUUCCGUGGACAUUCUACAGAUCUUUGUGACAUUCUUCUGGGAUAACAUACUUAGAAAUUUUAGUGAAAAGCUUUUUUGGAGUUCUUGCUUGUUUACCUUGUGUUCCAGAACCAAAGGUACUCGUUAGUGGCCGUGAUUUCUAUGCUUCACCACGUAUUGACCCUGUUGGAAAGAGAAUGGCUUGGAUUGAAUGGGAACAUCCAAAUAUGCCUUGGGACAACUCUGAACUUUGGGUUGGUUAUUUUUCAGAGGAUGGGUAAGAUAUGUUUCCCUCCUGCAGGAUAAACUGUUUUCCAUGUCUGUUGCUGAUAAAAUUUUCAUAAUUUAUUUUUUAUAAUGUAGGGUUCAAUAUGAUCUUAGUCAAUGUAGGAACUUAAAAAACAUCAGACUGAUCCCUGUCGCUCUUCAAAUCAAAGUCAUCUUUUAAAAUUAUUUUCUUGCACGUCUCAGAUAUUGUUCAUACAUAGUUGUUUUUAAACUCAGUGAUUGUGAAGCAUCUCCAAUCCAAAACAACUUCUUGAUGCUACCUUGGAUCAUUGAGAUAUGCCCGUUUUUCCUACCAAGGAUUGACCAAGAUGUCAAGGAAGAAAGGGCACUGCCGUGAGGAUCCAAGAUUAGAAUAGUGAUCAAUAUGUGAAAUAGGGUCAAAAAAGUUCUAAGAAGAGCCAAUCCAGCGGGUUGUAACAUUGUACAUAUUAUCUGUCAGAGAAUUACCAGUGAAUAUGACUUCGACUAACAUCUACACAGACCCUUUCUCAAACACGUUUGAUAUAGUCAAAUCAAGCGCAUUGGUCAUUUGAAAAUUCGUCCAUUUAUUGCUUGGAAUGCUUUCGUUUUUUUCUCCUAUGAGAUUUACUUUCUACUGUUGUUCAUUUGUAGAGUGAUCUCUUUCAUUUGUUUUCAUCGUUUAUGUGCAGAGAGUUAUCAAAACGUAUAUGUAUUGCUGGUGACAGUCCUGCCUUGGUGGAAUCUCCAGCUGAACCAAAAUGGUCUCCAGAAGGUAGCAAUAGAAAGCAAUGUCUAAGAGGCCAACUGAAAAGAUGAGAGUGAUGAUUCAAUCUUGCAUACUAUAUAGACUAAGAGGCCAACUUCCUUCCAGAUUUUGUGAUCUCUCAUUGACUUUAAGAGCAGCGUAUUAUUAGACAAAGUAAACAAAGACCCCUGAGGCGUGCCAACUGGGUUGAAACAUUUGGCCGCCUGCUAGAAGGGAAAACACAUUGCUACAGCAUGAUCAGCAACCAUAAGCAGGGUACAUAACCCAAAUGAAAAGUAAUCAAUCAGCAACCACGUAGAGGUAUGAUUUUCAUGCAACCCAAAUAGAAGACAAGGUGAAACCAGAAUCAUGGAAUUAAAUGAAGAACAAAGUCAAAAGAUUAAACCUGAUCCUUGGAUAAGUAUCUAUACAUAUUAUGUACAAAUAUACCUUCGAACAGCAGAACACUGGCCAUCGACCUGAAGGUGGAGACACUGAGGUAGACAAUACCCUUUUUUUCAGAUCAGGGUGACUUUCUUCUAAACCAGCCAUUUUCCAACACAACAAGUGUAGGAGACAUGCCCACUGGUUGACACCCGCAGAUCUUCCCCAUCAGCAUAAUCUUCCUGCCAUGCAUAAAGGAGUGGAUGCUAGAGAAUAUUGUGAGAUACAUGGAUGACCGGAUGAUCUCUUGGUAAUUUACUGGGAAAAUACUGUAAGAUUCUGCCUUGCAAGCUACAGAUAUAGAUAUUUCCAUUGCUUCAAAUUUUUCUGCACGGUGUCCUCGGCCAGCCCUGUGCUCACAUUCCCAAUCCAGUCCUCCAGCUGCAACAUCUCUGACAAGCGAACAAUGAAUCCUAGUCUUAAUAUGUUAAAUAACAAUUUAAGCAGUAAAGAAUAUUUAUUAUUUAUUAAUAUUCAGUAUUCAGUAACAAUAUUAAUUGUUCAAAUUGAAUCAAAUACUUUUGGGAUCAAAAAUAUUAACAUGGUAUCAAAAAUACUUUGAGUUAGCUUUCAUACCCAUAUUGACCUCAUUGACAUUUUUUGAUUUUGGCUAAUAAUUACUUUUAAGUAAUAUUUUUUGUAAAUAUUAGUAAUUUAAACUGGUAAAAUUCAUCAAAGUCUAGAAUUCAGUAUUGUGGGAUUACAAUUUCAAUAUUUUUUUACUUUUCAAUUGAGGUUUUCUUAAUAUGUAUUCAAUUAAUUUCAUGUUCUUGCAUAAUACACUAUGUAUCUAUAGAUCAAUUUCAUCCAUAGUUAGUAGAAUUCAAUAUUUUAAUUGAUCUUUUAAUUGUCAAGGAUCAAUGCAGCAGUGAGAGCUUUUUCUUUUUGCUUCAUGACCCUACUUUUAUCUCAAAGUUGUAUCUACAGGUAGCUUAGAGUGUGCAAGAUAGUUCCUUACAUCCUUGGGCCUCUUGGGUUAAAAAGGUUGUACAAUAGUCUUAAAACUAUCAGAUCCCACUUUUCUAUUUUGAAUCUCCAAAAUUCAUGUUAAUCUUAUAAAGUGAAUAUCAAUUUAGUACCUUGAUAAUUUCCAUUGAAGUUUGUGCGUUUGACUCCUCAAUGAUCUAUUAGUAAAUAAUUUCAUACAAAAAAUCCAAACAUUAGCACUUACACAUAAAAUAAUGACAAUGCUAACUCUUAUUUAGAAUGGCUGACAUGUCAUUGGCAUUUAGAAUGACUCUUAUUUAGAAAAAUGUGUCGAGCAUAUGAUGGUCACUGGCAUUUUUUGAAUGAAUGGCUGACAUGUGAAAGAUGUCGAAGAACAAGGGAAGAGGGAAUUACCUCCUUGGGUGUGGUGUCCUGGAAUGAAUAUUUCUCACGAGCUACUGAUUAAUGGAUACCUAUGACACAGAUGUAGUUGACAAAAUAAUCUCAAUUGCCUUUCGACAAGUUUGCAACACAAUUUUAAAUUUUGGUUUCCAAUUUAUGUGGAAAGAAUUACCUGAGAUGUGCAAAAAUUUGAUGAUGAAAUAUGUUUCAAAAACUUUUACCAUUUUUUUCAUCGUUCCUCGUUCAGGUUAUGUGGUUUCUAGAUUUCAAGAACAACACAUUAUAUCUAACAUUUUUUUAAUUGGAUUUAUGCUUUUGAAAUUUUGCAGGGGAGUUAUUUUUUAUUACUGAUAGAAUUGGUGGAUUCUGGAAUAUCUAUAAAUGGGUAAAUCCUUACUCAAAAAUUCUGAUGUUUAAUCUUUUUUUCGCUAUUUAACGAUUAUGCAGUGCUAUCUGCUUUCAAAUUAUGCAAUGAUAACUAAAGAAUUAAUAAUCUUGUGAGAUGAACUUCCGAUGGUUAUUAUUUUCUAGUUUUCUUAAAAAAUAGCAAUUUGCUUAUUGAAUAAUCUAUGACAUACAAAUAUACACAGUGAGACUUUCAAUGUCAGCUUGCACCAGGGUGGUAUUAGAAGGCUCUUUCACCACAACCAAAAUUAUUUUAUAAGAAAAUAGAGUUUCAAAGAAUUGUAUAGUAGUCCCUUUGGUCACAAGGAAUUGCACGGUAGUUCCUUUGGAUUAGAACUAUGUACACAGUGGAGAUGCAAUAAUUCUGCCAUUUGAAGUGAGAUAUGGAUGGAUCUGUUAAACGGUCUUAUGGGUGUCAAAAUUAGUGUUAAACUACCCAGAAUAGUAGAUUCUUCAUCCCACCUCCAUAUCCUGCAGAGCAUUGUAAUAUUUAUGGAGUUCCAGUUAGGGAAAGCUAACUAGAACAGUGGAAAGGGAUUGCAUACGAAUUAUUUGUUCACAAAGAAAAGUGAAACAAUCUGGGAGGCGAUUACUUGCAGCACGUGUUUAAAGUCGUCCAAUCGAAUCUCAGACCUACUUCACUCCCCAAACCAUAUUAUAAACCUGAAAAUUUCUACUUUAAAAAUCCGGGAAAACCUUAGAAUUUGAAAAAAAUAGAAACAAUAGAAAUCACUGUUUGAAAAUUUUACACACCUUUAAAUGUUCUGAAGAUUAAUUUUGACUUAAAAAGCGAUUUACUUUGGUGAAAACCGCUUAACCCAGGUCUGCAAAUAUAAGGAGGAUUAAGUCAGGUACCAAAGCUGCUUUUUGCCAACAGUCAUCGUCACAAUAUUGACGAAAGUAAUUCGAUGUGUUGCAGUCAUAGUUAAUAAUAUUUUAUGGUCUGCAUUAGCAACUUUUGGCGGUAAAGCUUUGAUUGGAGUGAAAUGUAUGUAUUUAUUUAACUCAACUAGAAAUCUGGCACAUAAGAUCAAGUUUUUGUAUAGGCUCAUGCCUGGUUCAAUGUAAACCACAAACUACUUUCUUCUUUUAGUAUGGUUAUCUCUAGAAAAGAAGUUGGUAGAACGUCUACUUUUUCUUUUGGGGUUGUUACAAUUAAUUUAUGGUUUCGAAUGGAAAAAAAAGAGAUAAUGUGGUAUCCACAGAACGUGGGUAAUGAAGAUUUCGAUUUUACCAUUUGAUAUUCGAUAAUUCUAAUACACUUUUUGACGGCAUUUCUUGCGUCUAAAACAGAAUGAAAAUCAGAACAAUGUGGAGCAUGUAUAUCCUCUGAAAGCAGAAUUUACAAGGCCGAUGUGGACUUUUGGUAUCAAUUCCUAUGAUUUUGUGAAGGAUUGGGGAAGUAAUAGUAUUGUUUGCACUUACAGGUCUGUCGAAGAACCUUAUUUUGGAUAGCUGCUUACUUCAUAUCUUAUCAUUGGCUAAUGCCAAUUCUUAUGUUGCAUUAAUGUUCCUUUUUUUGAAAUUUAGGAAGAAUGGGGGAUCAUAUCUGGGAAUCUUGGAUCAUACUCAGUCUUCUUUCACUUUGUGCGAUAUUCCUUUCACAGAUAUUUAUAACGUCGUGAGUUCAGAACAUUUUUUUUUGUCAUUUCUGAAAAUUUUCGAAAAUUUUCGCGCCUCAAAGUUUGAAUGAAAUUCGUGUCCAUCGGUUUAUGAAACUCUUGAAAAACAUUUGGGAACACAGGUUUCUGUACAGAACUGCUUAUAUUUGGAGGGUGCAUCUGCUGUUCACCCAUUGUCCAUAGCAAAGGUCAGACCUGAUUCCAUGAGUAUUUGAAGCAUUAUGUUCCCUCCAGAUGCGGAAGGAAUACAAAGUAUCUUACUAGUUUAGCUGUCUUAUAAUUUCUAUCAGGUAAUACUAAAUGAUGAACUUACAAAGGUUGCAGCAUUCUCCAUCAUCUGGUCUUCAUCUCCAGAUAUCACCCGAUUUGAGCCAUAUUUUAGCAGGCCAGAGGUUAUUGAAUUUCCUACUGAGCGUCCAGGGGAGACUGCCUUUGCAUUUUUCUAUCCACCAUCAAACCCCAUCUAUCAAGCAAGUCCUGAUGAGAAGCCUCCAUUAUUGUUGAAAGGCCAUGGUAAGUAGUCAUCAUUCUAGAAGGCAAAACCGUACAAUAUUCUUGAUCCAUUUCAAAAUUUUGCUGGUUCCGUCUUUGAGGAUAAUUCUUCUUGCUUUUUUUGACUCAUUUUGGACAUUGUUAAUAGUUUUUUCUUACAUAUCUUGCUCUUAGUAAACUGACCAGCUUCAUUUCACUUUUGUCAGAUAAAACUCUCACCUACUUAUUCAGAAAUCAUAAUUGGAAUGCUUGUCAUUUGGGUUUUAUGAUAUUUGCCUUUUAUUAAUCAUCUGGCAUUAAUGAAUAUUUUCAAUGUUAUAUAAAAAAAAAUAUUGAAGUACGGAUGAAAUAAAAUGACCGACGAUAACAUUUAACAAAGUAUUUUACCUAUUUCACUUUCUGUUUCCGUCCGAGUUGGAAAAUAUGUUACAUUUGAAGAUGUGGAUGAAAAAUCCUAACUUCCGAUUGCUGUUAAACGAGAGUUAUAUUUUCUGGCAUUUAUUAUGGAUUUUUAAACAUCAUCUUAAUAUCAUGAACUCCAAAAUCUGAUCUCGUUUGCAGGGGGUCCUACAGGUGAAGCCCGUGGGUUACUGGAACUUUCCAUCCAAUAUUGGACUAGUCGUGGUUGGGCAUUCGUAGAUGUUAAUUAUGGAGGAAGCACUGGUUGGCAGAUAAUCCAUUCACUUCGACGACUUUAUUUUUUUCUGUUUUCUUUGGUUAGGAAUUAGAGCCUAUAUCUAAUUUUUCCUUGCUUUUUUUUUAAUGGGAAGUCUUAGUAAAGAACUUUUUCUCUCCUGGAUAGUAAAUAAGAAUAUUUUUUUUCCCACCAUUACUGCUUCAGCAUCAUUUAACCCAAAUUUGUAUGCAAAAAUCUUAGGCUAUGGCAGAGAAUAUCGAAGCCGGCUUUUGGGACAGUGGGGCAUAGUUGAUGUAAAUGACUGCUGCACCUGCGCCACAUUCCUGGUGACUCAUUUUCAUCCCUCCAUUCCUUUUUUCCUUUUAUAGCAACUCGGUUAGUAUCUUUUAAUGAGAGGAACUUACUUACCUUGGCCUUUGGCUUCUAAGGCGGAUCAAGGAAAGGUGGAUGGUGAUAGGCUCUGCAUCAUGGGAAGGUCAGCAGGCGGUUACACGACUCUGGCUGCGCUGGCUUUCAGAGACACUUUCAGGGCUGGUGCGUCAUUAUAUGGUGUAAGUAUUAAUAUUUUUCACCAGCAACCUUAUUCCUAGUGAUGUAAAAAUGGUUAUUUUAGCAGCUGGACCAGGGCUCAUAUGUUCUCUGAGUAGUUGGAUUGAUCAAGGACUCAAUAUAUUAAGUUGUGGGGAAGAGUAUAUGUAAACUUCUGAUUCUGGUGUUAAACAUGUUGAUUUUUUGUUUUCCGGAAGAAAAUAUCUCUUAUCCUAUAUUUUCGACAAAAAACAAUUCUAUUUUGGGUUAUUGACUAUUUGUUGAAGCUUUGGAUUUCUAUAUUUUUAAUUAAUAAAGAAGGGUCAUUUUCUUCCCAAAAACAGGUUGCUGAUUUAUCUUUGCUGCGAGAGGAAACUCACAAAUUCGAAGCUCGGUAUCUGGAUAAUCUCCUUGGUACAUAAUCACUGCACAAGUUCGCUAAUUCAACAUUUUUUUUAUAUAACUGACGGAUUUUAUUUUAUUUUUUACGGUAUGAUUAUGCAGGAUCAGAUCACGCGUUCUAUGAGAGGUCUCCUAUCAAUUUUGUUGACAAGUUCACAUGUCCUGUGAUCUUAUUCCAAGGAUUAGAAGACAAGGUAUUGAAGCCAUUAGCAUACUACUCUGGUUGAACUCUGAAUUAAUAGUCAUGGAGUCAAGUAAUUGCAUUGAACGGUGCAUUAAUUCUUUUCCAUUCAUGUCAUGUAGUUAUUCAUGAUUCUCGUUCAUGACUUCCAUUUGAAUCCACUUUGAGAAAAGAUGUCUCUUCAGUGUGGAAUUUAGACAGAAAUUUCUUUAGAUGAUGGGUCAAGAACAGGGCUUGCUAUCCCAAAUAUGUACGAUUAUAAUGAUCCAAUUCUGGUUAAUGUACCCAAAUAGUAAAAGUCAACCCUCUAAUGAGAUUAUCUUAUUCCGGUGAGACCAUGCUGUGGGGAAUUUAGCAAAAGAUUUCUGUAGAUUAUGGGUCAAGAACAGGGCUUUGCUAUCCCAAAUAUGUGCGAUUAUAAUGAUCCAAUUCUGGUUAAUGUACCCAAAAUAAUUCAGCAUUGUCUCAUCGGAAUAAGAUAAUCUCAUUAAAGGGUUGACUUUUGCUAUUUGGGUACAUUAACCAGAAUUGCCUCAUCAGAAUAAGAUUAUCUCAUCACGCGGUUGACUUUUACUUUGAAACACACAAUGCAGGUUGUGCCCCCAGAACAAGCCCGUAAAAUUUACCAAUCUUUGAAGGAGAAAGGGAUACCUGUUGCUCUGGUGGAGUUUGAGGGGGAGCAGCAUGGUUUCCGCAAGGUUCCUGUUUUGCCCCUAGUUUAGUAUUUAAUCCAGUUGGAUCGGAUUGAUAUGGAAGUGUUGUUUUUUCUGGUAUGAUUUUGCAGGCUGAGAACAUCAAGUUCGUGUUGGAGCAGCAGAUGCUGUUCUUUGCGCGUUUAGUGGGAAAAUUUGACCUGCCUGAUGAAGUCUCUCCAAUCAAGAUAGACAACUUUGACUAA
Spirodela intermedia is the source of this 13554-nucleotide messenger RNA. Lineage: Eukaryota; Viridiplantae; Streptophyta; Magnoliopsida; Alismatales; Araceae. The record is from the annotation of a GenBank genome assembly.